ACAAACACACCACACGCACGCACACGGACUCUAUGACUACUCUCUCCGUCUCUCUUUCUCACACUCACUCUCUCUGUUUCGUCCUCUUACCAUUCCUCUUGUUUCUCUCUAACACUCCUCCUCCUGAGUGUUCCUUCCUUUGCAUCCUCUUUCUUUCUCCUUUUUCAUGCCGAGAGUUUGGGACUAAAUUCUGUAUGUCGGCUCAUGUAUGUGUGUGCUCCCUAUGUGCGUCAGUGUGCACGCUGGUGAGCGAGAGUGUACGGGAACUACCUCCGUGUGAGUGACAGCAGUGAGACGCAUCAGUGAGUGUAUGUGGGUCUCUCUCUUACACUCACACACUCGCCGCUCCUCCUCCUACUCUACUUGGGAUCCCUGUGUCCCUUUCCUCGGUGGCAGGCUCCCCACACCCAGCAGUCACCAUUUCCGCCCCAGGGAGAGCCACGCUGGCAGCACAGCCCCUUCCCCGACUCAGCAUCGGGAGGAAGACCCUGGUGGCGGCUGCCGUCGGGGUCAUGCUGGUCCUGGUGCUGGUGGUCCUCAUCCCCGUCCUGGUCAGCUCCGUGGGCACUGACACCAGCCACUUUGAAAUGCUGGGUACCUGCCGCAUGGUGUGUGACCCCUACCUGAACAAGGGUACCACGGCCAGCAGCACCAGCUCCAGUGGCAUUCAGGCAGAAGCCGAGGCCCUCAGCGACAACAGCAACAUGCCCUCCACGCUGGUGCAGGGCCCCCAGGGCAAGCAAGGCAGGCCAGGUAAACCUGGACUCCCUGGACCGCCUGGAGAGCCAGGGCCACCGGGGCCAGUGGGACCCCCUGGAGACCGAGGGUCUGGAGGGAGGACUGGGAUUUUGGGGUUGGGGGGGAAUGGAGCUAUCAGCACGGCCACCUACAGCACAGUGCCCCGGGUGGCCUUUUACGCAGGGCUUAAGAACCCCCAUGAAGGCUAUGAGAUCCUUAAGUUUGACGACGUGGUCACCAACUUGGGAAACAACUACGACGGCAUCUCGGGCAAGUUCAUCUGCAGCAUUCCUGGCACCUACUUCUUCAUCUACCAUGUGCUGAUGAGAGGAGGGGAUGGGACCAGUAUGUGGGCAGACCUCUGCAAAAACGAACAGGUGCGAGCCAGCGCCAUCGCCCAGGACGCUGACCAGAACUAUGACUACGCCUCCAAUAGCGUCAUCCUCCACCUAGACGCAGGGGACGAGGUCUACAUCAAGCUGGACGGGGGCAAGGCUCACGGCGGCAACAACAACAAAUACAGCACCUUCUCUGGGUUCAUCCUCUACGCCGACUGAACCCACCCAGGUGCCACGUCCAGAGAGAGAAAGACAAAGUAAGAGAUUGAGAGAAAGAGUUGUAAUGAGGGAAGGAAGGGGUAAAAAGCCAGAAUGCUUUCUAGUUUCCUGGUUGUCUCCAUCGUCACACCAACCUCUGCUUAUAAAACACAUCAGCCCCAAAUCAAGGUUCUCCAGCUCAGCUCGGCCUGCCUGUCUGCCGUGCUGUGAGGGAGGGAGGGAGAACAUGAUGAUAGGGGAGGGAGUGGUGGGGGGUGAAGCUUGGUAGAGAGAGGUGCCCUCCUCAUCAGAAUUCUAUCCUGUCAGUUGCUCCUCGCUUUCCUCUUCCUCAAACUGGAAAAUAAACCAACUAAUGCCAAGUGGAUCCGGCCUCAUCAUCUUCUCUCCAUAACAGUUGGCUAUAUGGACUCUGUUGACUGAAAUUGUCCUAUCUUGUCGUUGUGUGCUUUUCCUUAGAAUGUCAGUAUUUUACUUUUGUAAAAGAUACUACUACAUUGUAUAUUUACACAAAAGAGGAUAUUGAAAAUAUGUUUGUCCCUUGUGAGAUAAAAAAAAAACUUGAUUUUGAGAGAAUGGUUUUGUGAGAUGUGGAUUGUGAUUCAGAAGCCUUUAGCUGAGAAAUGGAAAUGAAAGGUGUCAUUAUGGUUUCUAACGAUAUAUGAUUUCUGGCAUUUGACAGCCGGCUAUCACAUGGUGUUUGUUUAUGUGUGAUGUCAGCUGUGGGAACACAGACCUGGUUUGUGGCUGAAUGUUAUUCAUGCAAGGCAUGUUAUACAGAUACAAAUUGACAUUUGCCCUCGUCCCAUCCAACGCAUCUAGAGUCUCUAUCCUUGCCCCUUGUCCUGUCUCUAUACCCCGAUCCUAUUUGUCUAUACAGGGCCAAAGUGGGUUGAAAAUAGACUCAAAUGUAUGUUAGAUGUUCUAGUUACGUAGAUAUCCUCCACCAUCAAUGAAGCCACAUAUUCAGAUUCUGAGGUAAACCAUUUUUAUAAAAAACAGUGUCCAUUACUUCAGCUUCGUCUUCGGGGCACUCUGCUAUGGUGAAGUAAAACAUAUCAAGCAGGGCAAGGAGAGAGAGAGAGGGUGAGAGAUGGAGGGAGAGAGAGAUGGAGAUAGAGAGAGAUGGAGAGAGAGAGAGGGUGAGAGAUGGAGGGAGAGAGAGAUGGAGAUAGAGAGAGAUGGAGAGAGAGAGAGAUGGAGAUAGAGAGAGAUGGAGGGAGAGAGAGAGAGGGUGAGAGAUGGAGGGAGAGAGAGAUGGAGAUAGAGAGAGAUGGAGGGAGAGAGAGAUGGAGAGAGAGAGAGAUGGAGGGAGAGAGAGAUGGAGAGAGAGAUGGAGAGAGAGAGAGGGAGAGAGAGAGAGAUGGAAAGAGAGGGAGAGAGAGAGAUGGAGAGAGAGAGAGAUGGAAAGAGAGGGAGAGAGAGAGAUGGAGAGAGAGAGAGAUGGAGAGAGAGAUGGAAGGAGAGGGAGAGUGAGAGAUGGAGAUAGAGAGAGGGAGAGAGAUGAAAAGAGAGGGAGAGAGAGAUGGAGAGAGAGAGGGAGAUGGAGAGAGAGAGAUGGAGAUGGAUAGAGAGAGAUGGAGAUAGAGAGAGGGAGAGAGAGAUGAAAAGAGAGGGAGAGAGAGAGAUGGAGAGAGAGAGAGAUGGAGAGAGAGGGAGAUGGAUAGAGAUAGGGAGAGAGAGAUGAAAAGAGAGCGGGAGAGAGAGAGGGAGAUGGAUAGAGAGAGGGAGAGAGAGAUGAAAAGAGAGGGAGAGAGAGAGAUGGAGAGAGAUGGAGAGAGAGAGGGAGAUGGAUAGAGAGAGAGGGGGGGGGUUAUGGCGAGGCAGAUUUUCUGUUUCAGUGUCUGAGGCUUCACUGGAUGUCAUUAGCUGCAUAUUCACUGAUACAUACAAGCAUUAUGGUAAUAUUUACUCAACAUGGCGGGCUGACAGCUUGCUUUAGAAUUAAAUUGAUUGGGUGAGUGAGUGACUUGGCUUCUUAGCAUUGUGUGUAUGUGUAUGUGUGCGUGCAUGUGUGUGUGUGUGCGCGCGUGUGUGCGUGAAUGUGUGUGUUGGUGUAUUUGAGUGUUUGCAUCAGAGCAUGCGCCGUGCCAUUGCUACAUUGUUGUUUUUCUGUUAAUCUGUGCUACAGCCAAUGACAGAUAUUUUACUCAGCAGACAAUGAGAUUGCAUUACGUAGGGAGGGGAGCCUCUGUAGAGAUGAUGAUAAGAACAAACAGCUUGUAAAUGAAAUCUAUGCUAUGUUUGUCUAUCUAAUUUUAUCUUUUUGAAUUGUUGAAUACAUUUAAAUAAUAAAUGGAAUUUUCGGA
Oncorhynchus kisutch (coho salmon) is the source of this 3601-nucleotide messenger RNA. RefSeq names its product C1q-related factor-like. Bases 513 to 1295 code for a protein of 260 amino acids. NCBI's taxonomy places the organism in Eukaryota, Metazoa, Chordata, Actinopteri, Salmoniformes, Salmonidae. Gene Ontology annotation, molecular function: protein binding. The transcript has 2 exons. The record is from RefSeq and is a predicted model, not a curated record.